Molecule: messenger RNA, 4334 nt
Organism: Anopheles funestus (African malaria mosquito)
Lineage: Eukaryota; Metazoa; Arthropoda; Insecta; Diptera; Culicidae
Exons: 4
Coding region: 272-1465 (397 amino acids)
Biological process (GO): detection of chemical stimulus involved in sensory perception of smell; sensory perception of smell
Cellular component (GO): plasma membrane
Molecular function (GO): odorant binding; olfactory receptor activity
Source: RefSeq, a predicted model, not a curated record
GUUUUUUCUUUACUUUCUUCUAAGUAUAGACGAUGUCUUGACAUUCUUGCUAUUUCAUUAAAUAUGUUUGCCUGACAAGUAUCAUGUCAAUCUUGUUGUAAAUCACACGAUGAAAUAUUCACUCUUCUGUCAAUCAAAAAAGAAAUCUUGUCAUAAUGAAUAAAUAAAUAUUGACCUGUUGCUAGAAUGGAUUGUGAAAUAAAAUUCUGAAUACAGAUUGUUGCACGUUUAGUUUCAAACUAACGCCUUUCGGCACGUGACCCAAAUAAAGAUGAGAUCCGCGAUCGAGUUUUACAACGUAAGCUUCAAUCGGCUUAAGUUUUCCAGCCGUCUGAUUGGUGCAGGUCUUUUUGAGAAAAAGUACGGAUUUACGUUUGGUAGGAUUGCGAGUCUGACGCAGAUAGUGCUAUUUCUCGCUUUUCACGCCUGGACGGGAUACAUACACCGACAGAAUGCGCUCGAGAUACUGGAGUCCCAGUCGCUCAUUUGUACGGGCAUUGCGCUCAUGAUCAAGUACUUUACGAUGAUACGGAACCGUGAUCCGGUUCGCGAGCUGACCGGCAUUGUGGAAUCUGAGAUGUAUAUGAAGUAUCAGGAAACGUGCAACGAAUAUCCGGUAUUGUGGAAGUAUGGCCGUUUGCUGUACUUUGCUGGACAAAUCAUGAUCGGGGGCUACUAUGCACCGCUGUUUAUCAUUUGGAUCUAUCCAUUGUUCGUGUACUUUACCGAGGGUCGCGUAUUGUUGCUCUUUUCCUGUGAAAUACCGUACGUGGAUUGGACGAUGACGAGCGGUUACUGGAUUACGAUAGCGUUGCAGCUUGCGUUCUACGUCACCGGGGUUUGUGGGUUGAUUUUGGUCGACUACCUGUGUGCUUACUUCACCAUCAAUGGGUCACUUUACGUGGACAUUUUGCGCUUUCAUUUGGAUGAGAUGAGCGAGCUGUUGGCUGACCCGGUAUAUCAGAUGCGCAGUUCCCCAGAUUUGGUAGAAAAGGGUAAUCGAAAGUGGCGACAAUGUCUGAUGGAACAUCAGCACAUCGUUGAAUUUUUUGAAAAGUUUUCUGACUUAUGGAGUAUGAUCAACCUAGCGCAAGUAGGUUGCAGUGUGUUUGGUAUUUGCAUCAAUAUGCUGAUAAUUUUUCUGACCGGAUGGUACGCAGCGUAUGCCAUUCUUUUUGCGUUGUUCAUUGAUCUCUCGGUACAUUUUGUGUUGGGUGCUAUCAUUGAACGAAAGGUCGACGAUCUGCACAUAAGUUUGAUGCUAUUUCCUUGGUAUUUACUUGAUGUUCGACGGCAGAAAGAGUACCAACUGCUUCUGUUACGAGCCCAACAACCAUGCGGUAUGUCAAUUGCGGGACUUACACCAGUGAAUUAUGAAACCUAUACACAGGUAAGAAUUCUGUGUUUUUAUUUUGUUGUUAAAUAUGUAUAUUCCCAUUUUACAUUCGUAUAUUGCAGAUCAUGAAAAUGCUGUAUCAACUGUUUGCAAUUGCAAUGAAUUUUUUGAAGUAGUGCACCGGUGGAUAUAUUUGGGCACAGUAUGAAAAACAGUCAAAGAAGAUGAUUAGCAUAGUGAUUGAAGGACCCGUGAUGUUGUCCUCGUCAGAAUAGUUAACAGUUUCGCAUGAGUUUAAUUGCACUACUGCUGCCCAUGAGUUUAAUUGCAAUGCUGCACCAUGCUUCGAUUCUCGACAGGGCUGUUAAAAAAUAAAGAAGGAAAUAAACUAUUUAUCCCAUACAUCUCAACGGCAACCAUAGAGCGUGUUAGAAAAGCCAUUUUGUAAUAUCUUGAUGCAAUUGGUAAAAAGUGAUGUGAAUUGGUAGGUUAAGGAAUGGUAGAAAUUGAUUGGUAGGAAUUGAUGUUAAUUGAUGUAGGAAUAUUGUAAUUUCUGUACCACAUAUUUUUAAUCCAUAUGUAAUGGUUAAAAUAUGCCGCCACACUUGUUUUAAGAAUGGCAACUGUCGGAACCUUCCGUUUUUUUGAAGCCGCUGCUAUGUGGAAAACUUGUCUAGUAAACCAAAAAUCUGAAAGAUUUUCCUCAAGCAGAAAGAAAGUUUCUAUUUACUACACCACGUGUUACAUUUUCCCAUACAAUUGGGAAAUGCACGUGUGGCUUAAUUGCACUUCUAAUUGCUCAGAUGUGUGUACCAGAUGUUCGUUAAGGCGCUUUGCAAUGUGGCGGUGUUUGCGGAUAUUCCACACGCUUUGUAAUAAGUAAUGAAGGAAAUAAACUGUUGAUUCCGUCUAGCUCAACACCGAAGAAAGGAUGAAAGAAUUAAGUACCAGUGGUAAAUUGACACUUGAUUUGAUAAGUUGAGUGCAGAUCAUCUGAACUAGACUUAUAUUCUUAUAAUUCUACAACUUUUUUUUAUUGGGCUAAAAGACUUAAUUUACAAAUGGCAUCCGUUGAAAACUUUCGUCAGCUUUUGAAGCCGCUGAUAUUUUACUCGAAAGUGUUGGGAGUCGAAAUGUGGACAGCUCCUGGAAAAUUUCUGCCCGCGUCGUACUAUCUCUCAACUCUAAUGUCGAUUUAUCUUAUCAGCACCAUAACGACCGUGAUAAAGUAUAGGAACGAUCCACUGCAUCUGAUGAAAGUUCUCGCUACAUUUGGUACCGCUGUACAGGUAUGAUGGAAAUGGCGUUUGAAGUUACUACAAUAAGUCAGCAAUUUUGUACCGUUUGCAGCUGUAUAUAAAAUUUUUCGUCGGUCAUUUCAAGGCAAAUGAGGUGAAACAACUCACCGAAACUGUGGAGCACGAUAUUCUGGAAAAAUAUCAGAAAGGAACAAAGGAAGAAGUUGCAAUUCUCGAUCGAACUGGUCGCUAUCUGUGGAUUAUAUUUCGUAUUACCUCCGUUGUAUGUUUUAUUACUGCAGCAACGUUUGCAUUGUAUCCAAUAUUUGCCUAUUACACCACAGGAAAUGUAUUGCCGUUGAUGCUCUAUGAGCUACCAUACUAUGAUUUUAGUACUACCGCUGGAUAUGCUGUAAAUAUGUUAUUUCAACUAAAUCUUCUAGUAAGCGGUGUUUUAGGGAUGAUGCUGGCCGAUCUUGGAUAUCUGAUAUUUGCGAUGUAUGCAAUGGUCGUAGCAGAUAUUUUAAUUGUUCACCUUGGUGAGCUUGAAGCCAUGCUGAAUGAUCCAAUGAAAGAUGAUACAAAGAGAUCGGAAGUACGAGAAAAGUGGGUACAGUGCAUGUACGAUCAUCAGCAGUCAACUAGGUGAGGGUCAUAAUGAUUGACUAUUUAGUAUAUGAAGUUGUUCACGAUUAUGUUUUGUUGACCAAAGCUUCUUGAACAUCAUUGAAGACAUCUGCGGACUCCAAUGUCUAGCACAGGUGGUGAUGGGCGUAUUUACAAUAUGUGACUGCAUGCUGCUGGUAGCGUUGGUAAGUUUUAGUUUUAUCAAGUGAGGAAUAUUUUCGAUUAAUUUAAAAAAAAAAAUUGUUUAAAAAAACCCAACUCCAUUAACAAUUUCUUCUAUACCUGCUCUAGUUUAACAAAAUGCAUGAGUAUUUCCUUUCUUUCCUGGAGCAGUUUUUUUGUAAACAUUAAUAACGAACCGUCAUUCUCCUUACAGACAGACUGGUAUCCAGCGUACUGCUUUUUGUUGGUUAUGUUUACGGAGCUCACAGUUUACUUUAUCAUAGGCCAUAUAAUUGAACUGAAGGUAUUUAUCAUAAAUGUUGCGCCAAUUUCAGUUUUCUCCAUAGAGUAUAUUAUUUUAUUUUUCUCAAAGAUUGACGAAGUGUAUCAUACAAUAAUUUCAAUGCCAUGGUACAAGCUGCCGGUGAAGGAACAGAAAGAGUUUUGCUUUCUUGUAUCGAGACAGCAGCGUCCCAUGAUGCUGACAGCUUUUGGGUUUCAUCCAAUGAACUUUGAGGCGUACAUGAGCGUGAGUAUUUUUAUUGCACAAAUUAGCGAAUCAUUUUGCGUAAAAAAUAGUGUUGUACAAAUCCUUUGAUGUCCUUUUAUAGGUAUUGAAAGGUUUGUACCAGUUUUUCGUAAUGAUUAUGCAGUACGUGGGAUAAAGCAGUAUUUAGAAAGGAAUUGAUAAUUUUCAAGCAAUAGUAAUGAUAACUUGGAGUAUCAAACAGCGCUUUAUCGAGUUGAAAAUAAUAUUAUUAUGCCUUCAGUAAUUUGUAUCAAGACAGGAAUAAGACGAUGGUAAAACAACGAAUUACGAAAGAGAAGAUGUGUCAGGAAUGAUAAUAGUAUGCAAAUGGUAGUUGCAUUUGUAUUCUAAGCAAUUUUUUAAAAUUAUCAAUUUUAAUUACAAGUAUCAUAUUCAAAGAUAAGAUAAUAAGUAUCAUAUUCAACAUUGUAAAACAGAAUUA